Messenger RNA from Eptesicus fuscus (big brown bat), 2068 nucleotides. RefSeq names its product cleavage stimulation factor subunit 2 (gene CSTF2). Lineage: Eukaryota; Metazoa; Chordata; Mammalia; Chiroptera; Vespertilionidae. Gene Ontology annotation, molecular function: mRNA binding. The record is from RefSeq and is a predicted model, not a curated record. The transcript has 16 exons. Gene Ontology annotation, cellular component: mRNA cleavage and polyadenylation specificity factor complex. Bases 1 to 1845 code for a protein of 614 amino acids. Gene Ontology annotation, biological process: mRNA 3'-end processing.
AUGGCGGGUUUGAAUGUGAGAGACCCUGCGGUAGAUCGUUCUCUACGUUCGGUGUUCGUGGGGAACAUUCCAUAUGAAGCUACUGAAGAGCAAUUAAAGGACAUCUUUUCUGAGGUUGGACCUGUUGUUAGUUUCAGGUUGGUAUAUGAUAGGGAGACAGGAAAGCCAAAGGGUUAUGGCUUCUGUGAAUACCAAGACCAAGAGACAGCACUUAGUGCCAUGAGAAACCUGAAUGGGCGUGAAUUCAGUGGAAGAGCACUUCGAGUGGAUAAUGCUGCCAGUGAAAAGAACAAAGAAGAACUGAAGAGCCUUGGCACUGGUGCCCCUGUCAUUGAGUCACCUUAUGGAGAGACCAUCAGUCCUGAGGAUGCUCCUGAGUCCAUUAGCAAAGCAGUUGCCAGUCUUCCACCAGAGCAGAUGUUUGAGUUAAUGAAACAGAUGAAGCUUUGUGUCCAGAAUAGUCCCCAGGAAGCACGGAACAUGUUGCUCCAAAACCCUCAACUGGCUUAUGCUUUGCUACAAGCACAGGUAGUGAUGAGAAUUGUGGAUCCAGAGAUCGCCUUGAAAAUUCUGCAUCGCCAGACAAAUAUCCCAACACUGAUGUCAGGCAAUCCUCAGCCAGUCCACAAUGCUGGACCUCCCUCAGGAGCCGGUGUACCAAUGAAUCAGCAGAAUCCUCAGGCCCCUGGGGCCCAGCCUAUGGGUGGCAUGCAUGUUAAUGGUGCACCUCCUUUGAUGCAAGCUUCUAUGCAGGCUGGAGUUCCAGCACCAGGACAAAUACCAACUGCUGUAACAGGACCUGGCCCUGGUGCCUUAGCUCCCGGCGCAUAUGUUGUUCUUUUGAGGAAAAGAGAAGAAUUUCUAUGUGGAAAGGACCACACAAGGACUUGUGGAGGGAUGCCGGCCCAGGUUGGAAUGCCAGGAAGUGGACCAGUGCCCAUGGAACGAGCACAAGGAACCCUACAGCACUCGCCCGUGGGACCCGCCGGGCCUGCAUCAAUUGAGCGAGUUCAAGUGCCGAUGCAAGACCCCAGAGCAGCUAUGCAGCGUGGGCCCUUGCCUGCCAACGUCCCAACUCCUCGAGGUCUGUUAGGAGAUGCUCCAAAUGACCCACGUGGGGGCACUUUACUUUCUGUAACUGGAGAGGUAGAGCCUAGAAGUUACCUGGGACCACCUCAUCAGGGUCCACCCAUGCACCAUGUCCCUGGCCAUGACAGCCGUGGCCCGCCCCCACAUGAGAUGAGGGGAGGGCCAUUAGCCGAGCCCAGACCUCUAAUGGCAGAGCCAAGAGGACCCAUGCUAGAUCAGAGAGGUCCACCCUUGGAUGGCAGAGGUGGAAGAGAUCCCCGAGGCAUGGACGCUCGGGGGAUGGAGGCACGAGCCAUGGAGGCAAGAGGAUUAGAUGCCAGAGGAUUGGAGGCCCGUGCAAUGGAAGCACGUGCGAUGGAGGCCCGUGCAAUGGAGGCCCGUGCAAUGGAAGUCAGAGUGAUGGAGGCCAGAAGCAUGGAUCCAAGGGGCCCAGUGCCUGGCCCUAGAGGCCCUAUACCUAGUGGAAUCCAGGGUCCAAAUCCAAUUAACAUUGGGGCAGUUGGCCCCCAGGGAUCCAGGCAGGUCCCAGUCAUGCAGGGGGCAGGCAUGCAAGGAGCCAAUAUCCAAGGUGGAGGCCAGCCUGGUGGCUUUAGUCCUGGCCAGAACCAAGUCACUCCACAGGACCAUGAGAAGGCAGCUUUGAUCAUGCAGGUUCUUCAACUGACUGCAGACCAGAUUGCCAUGCUGCCUCCUGAACAGAGGCAGAGUAUCCUGAUCUUAAAGGAACAAAUACAGAAGUCCACUGGAGCACCUUGAAAGGUUUUCAAAAAUACCUGGCAACAAAUAUGGAAAAUAAUUCCAUAACUUUGUUGAAAUGUUGCAAAAAGAUGACUUCUACAUCCUAACCCUUGAAUGACUCAAAUUGGUGCCAGGUGGAGGAUUCCCAUCACCUCUCUCAGAACAAAACUAGAUCAUUCUGUUGUCUUAGUUUGUAUAUUUUCUGUGACUUGAAAUAAACUUUGAGCACAGUUUUAGUAUA